Cladocopium goreaui is the source of this 1201-nucleotide messenger RNA. Lineage: Eukaryota; Dinophyceae; Suessiales; Symbiodiniaceae. The record is from the annotation of a GenBank genome assembly.
AUGUCCUCAGCGCUGCAGACGAUCCAUUCCAUCUUCAACCAUCACUGGCCGAGCUUGAAGUUGAGACGGCCAAGUGCAUUCGACGAGUACACCGAUGCCUACAAGAAGUCGCAGGACCAGGAAGGAAACGAUGAGAUGGACAGUCAGGUGGAUCAGCUUUCGCAGGAUGCCACCGAAGGUUCGCAAAAGGCCUUAGCCAAAGUUGGAAGUGAACAGUCUGGCGAAGAUGAAGCCAUGAAGAUCAAUGAUAUCGGCAAGACCGACAAGGCCAAAUGCAAAGACGGUUGUCGACUCGGUGAUGGCGCAGGCUUUGCUAUCGGGCCGCCGCCUGAGAACGAAGGCCCAGGCUUCAGUGGUGCCAGCGGGAGUGGCUCAGUGGGCGUUGCCUUUCCAGGUGGCCAGGGCGGCGAAGGUGGCGUUGGAAGUUCCGGUGCAGGAUUUGGUGGAGCGAACGGAGCAAAUGGGGGAACUGGCGGAAGUGGCGGAAGUGGCGGAAGUGGAGGUCUUGGUGGAGGAGGAGGUGAAGCUCAAGUGCCUCAGGAGUGGCUAGAUGCUGACGCUGCCAAAGAAGCAGACGACAGGGCGGUGGAGCUUGUGGCGAAAGAGGCCCAGCGAAGCCAUCGAAGCUUUGAGGAUGUCGCCAACAUGGAUACGGAUGAUGCUGCCAAUGAUCAGUAUGCUCUACUUCCACGGCCAAUCUACACAAUGGACACCAAAUUCGAGGACUCUGAAGGGCACCUGGAAGCACAGGGCUGGCCACCGAAAGGUGCAACAGACAAGUGGGGAGGACCGCCUGUGCAGCUACCUGUGAAUUUGGCAUCGGGGACCAUGGUCCCAAUGGUGUCCGGGAUUGAUUGGACAAGCUUCCUCCUGGCCUUCCUGGCGGCAAGUUGUCCAAGGCCUCGCUGGACGCCCUCGAGGCCCUUAGGUCAUUGCUGGCAGGCCACCAGCUUUGAGACUCCAGACCCAAAUCUGCUGACGACGAUGGCGAUGACUUGGAUGAUACUCCGGAUGACAUCCAAACCAUUUACGAGCAGGAACCGCCACCUCCCGGUGCUCGGGACAAGUUUGGUGGCCCUGCCAUGCAGCAACCAGAUGAUAUGGAAGGCCCUUCGGCCGAAGGCAAUUGCAGGAGUCUCUUGAUGGCAUCAAUAUGUCCCACUCUGCCAAGAAGGCGGAAGCGUGCCAGAGAUUUCCUGUG